AUGUUGGGUUUAGACCAUCGGCUUUUUAUGUGGGUGGCUGAUAAAUGUACCUUGAUUUUAACUGAAGGAGAUUCAGCUAAGGCUCUUGCAAAGCUGGAGAGACUUCAAGAAGAGGAAUUAGUAGAGAAGCCAUUUCAACGGAAACAAAUGAAAAUAAGGUUCCCUGAGCAUGGAAGAAGUGGAAGAUCUGUUGUAACAAUUAAUAACUUGGAAUUUGGCUUUGGAGAUAAGGUGCUCUUCAACAAGGCAAAUCUUACAAUUGAAAGGGGAGAAAAACUUGCCAUAAUUGGCCCAAAUGGAUGUGGAAAGAGCACUUUGCCGAAAUUGAUAAUGGAUUUAGAGAAGCCAAGAGGGGGUGAAGUUUUGCUUGGGGAGCAUAAUGUCCUGCCAAACUAUUUUGAGCAAAAUCAGGUUGAGGCACUUCAUUUGAAUAAAACAGUGCUUGAGACAGUAGUAGAAGCUGUAGAGGACUGGAGAAGUGAUGACAUAAAGGGACUCCUUGGGCGUUGUAAUUUUAAAGCUGAUAUGCUUGAUAGAAAGGUUUCUCUUUUGAGUGGUGGUGAGAAGAUGAAAGUUGGGGAUAGAAUUGAAACUGUUCACUUCUUCCACUGCUAUAAACGAGGAGUUGAUCGUGUAUUUGUGGAUCACCCAAUGUUCCUCGAAAAGGUAUGGGGAAAAACUGGGUCCAAAAUCUAUGGCCCUAGGACUGGUCUGGAUUACAAGGAUAACCAGCUGCGAUUCAGCUUGUUUUGCCAGGCUGCUUUGGAGGCACCAAGGGUUCUGAACUUAAAAAGCAGUGAACAUUUCUCUGGACCAUAUGGGGAGGAUGUUGUCUUCAUUGCCAAUGAUUGGCACACUGCUCUUCUUCCAUGCUACCUAAAAACAAUGUACAAAUCAAGGGGACUCUAUAAAAAUGCCAAGGUUGCUUUCUGCAUUCAUAACAUAGCUUACCAGGGAAGAUUCUCCUUCGAAGACUUUUCACUUCUCAAUUUGCCUGAUCAAUUCAAGAGUUCUUUUGACUUUUUUGAUGGCUAUGAGAAGCCAGUGAAAGGAAGGAAAAUCAAUUGGAUGAAGGAAAGUUGGGGUGCCUACCACGAACCUUCUUGGAAUGAAUCUUAAAAUUUUGUAUGUGAUAGUGGUUGCAUCAAAGAUGGUUGUUGUUGCUGUUCUGAAACUUGCAACCAUUGGCAACGACAGAUG
Molecule: messenger RNA, 1200 nt
Organism: Quercus robur (English oak)
Lineage: Eukaryota; Viridiplantae; Streptophyta; Magnoliopsida; Fagales; Fagaceae
Exons: 11
Coding region: 1-1119 (372 amino acids)
Biological process (GO): DNA topological change
Molecular function (GO): DNA binding; ATP hydrolysis activity; ATP binding
Source: RefSeq, a predicted model, not a curated record